Molecule: messenger RNA, 1410 nt
Organism: Corythoichthys intestinalis (scribbled pipefish)
Lineage: Eukaryota; Metazoa; Chordata; Actinopteri; Syngnathiformes; Syngnathidae
Gene: ldah
Product: lipid droplet associated hydrolase
Exons: 7
Coding region: 263-1219 (318 amino acids)
Biological process (GO): lipid storage
Cellular component (GO): lipid droplet
Molecular function (GO): lipase activity
Source: RefSeq, a predicted model, not a curated record
GUCUACUACGAAAGCGGAAGUCAAUUCCGGGUGUAAACAAACGGAUCACACGCUGAUUCGUGCAUUUCUAACUGUCAAAUGGUUGGACUUUAACCUUUGACGUGGAAUUAACCUUUUGCAUCGUGAGAGUGAGAGAGACCUUGACAGACACCAUGAAAUUCGAUCGUUUAAAAUGGACGUGUAUAUUCGUUGUAUGUUUACAAUGUUAACAUGAACAAAACCCCUGGCUUCUUCGAACAAUCCCUUUUUCUAAAUUGAUGAAAUGGAAAACGCAGUGAUGGAGAGCAGGGAUGCAGCACGAACAGAUUUCAUCUACUGCUAUGGAGCCUUGACAGAGGUUCUAAAAUGUGGUGCCGCUCACUUGGACACUGAACACAAAGUACUUGUUUUAAUCAUUCCUGGCAACCCUGGUGUUGUGGGCUUUUACAGAACCUUCAUACAAUCGCUUUAUACUAUAUUUGGCUGCCAGUACCCAGUGUGGGCUGUAAGCCAUGCUGGCCACUGUAUGCCACCUGCAUCCAUGGACAUGGUGGAAGAUGACUCCUCAACAGCUGAGCUGGAUACAUUUGGUCUAAAUGGUCAGAUAGAACACAAGCUGGCCUUCCUCAGGAAACAUGUCCCAAAGAAGACAAGCCUCAUUCUGGUUGGACACUCCAUUGGCUGUUAUAUAAUUUUGGAGAUAAUGAGAAGAGAUCCCAAUCUGAAGAUUCUGAAAGGUGUCAUGUUGUUCCCAACUAUUGAACGCAUGGCCCUGACACCUCAGGGGAAGGCUAUUACACCUGUGCUCUGUCAUUUGCGGUACGUCGCCUAUUUGUCAAUCUUCCUGAUCUCUCUUCUACCCGAAAGAGUCAAAAGCAGUCUGGUCAAACUGGUUCUUGGUCGCGUCGGCUCCCUGGAUCCCGCCGUCGUCCGAGCGACUGUAGGCCUACUCAGUGGAGACUCGGCAGCUAAUGCUGUGUACAUGGGAGGACAGGAAAUGAGGAAAGUUUUGGAAAGAGACAAUAUGACCAUUAAGAAAAACCUUGAAAAGCUUAUAUUUUACUAUGGAGCAACAGACCACUGGUGUCCUGUACAAUAUUAUCAUGAGAUCAAGAAGGACUUUCCAACAGGAGAUUUCAGACUUUGUGAAAAUGGAUUUCGUCAUGCUUUUGUUCUGGAUGCAGGGAAAGAGGUUGCAGAAAUGAUAGCUGAAUGGAUCGAGACAGAUUUGAACAUUUAACAUCUUCUUUCUUUUCUCUGCAUUCAUAGGGGAGGGUUACAUGCAGCCAGUAAGAUUUAUGUAAUUGUUUUUUUUUUUUUUUUGGCAGUAUCCUGGUAAUGCAAGGCUAAGUUAAAACAUGAAAGAGGGGCAAGUUGGACGAGUCAUGAAGAAGGCCUUUUUUCUCACUGACUGUUUAUGGGCUAUGAAGA